AUGAGCUCCCCUCUCCCCAAAAGCGACUCCACCACCUCCCUGCUCAGGUCCUCGGGGCGCAAGUCCGCGCACAUGGAUCACGGUCCGCAUCGGGGUUCCCGCGCCCAUCAUCAUCAUCAUCAUCAUCGUCGUCCCUCUGAGGAUGCAGCCUGGACAGAGGAAUGUGAGACCAGCGCUCGGAGACCCCUAUGCCAGCCAAGACACGCCGAGUCCCGACAUGUAGCUGAGAACCGGGUGCAGAGGAGCCGCUCCCACCGGCAGCCGAGCCACCUGGAUCAGGAGGAGGAGGAAGAGGAGGAGGAGGAGAGGCACAGGGUGAUCACGCUUCACUCAGAGCGCAGCAAGUCCUCCAAAUCCAAACAUCAUCAUCAGGAGCAUCCCUCCGCAGCGCUCCUCCAGGGGCAAAGCAGGAGGACACCCCCGACCCUAUCUUACCCUAAACACCCGGACGAGGCGGAUUUCUUCUUUGAACCCAGUCAGAGAGACUUCACCGGGUCCUCGUCCAGCCUCAGCUCCGACCCACCUGUCAGAGCCGCAUCCGGCCGCAGAUCCAAACGGCUGAGCACAACAUCCGAGUAUGACUCCAGCCUGCAUCCCAUGGUCAAGUCAGUGUUUGGGCAGGACCGAGAGCUGAGGCCAGAAGAAAUGGAUGAGCUACGUGAGGCAUUUAAGGAGUUCGACAAAGAUAAAGAUGGAUUUAUUGGCUGUAAAGACCUGGGGAACUGCAUGAGGACAAUGGGCUACAUGCCAACAGAGAUGGAGCUGAUCGAGCUGAGCCAACAGAUCAACAUGAAUUUGGGAGGACAUGUUGACUUUGAAGAUUUUGUUGAACUUAUGGGGCCUAAACUUCUGGCAGAAACAGCAGACAUGAUAGGAGUGAAGGAACUCAGAGAUGCUUUCAAGGAGUUUGACACAAACGGUGAUGGCCAGAUCAGCACAGCUGAGCUCAGGGAAGCGAUGAAAAAACUACUAGGACAGCAGGUUGGACAUAGAGAUCUGGAGGAAAUUCUUCGAGACAUCGACCUCAACGGAGAUGGGCAUGUAGACUUUGAAGAAUUUGUGCGGAUGAUGUCUCGAUGAGCUCCCGCUGAGAGGUCAGACAUGCCUUCUUGGAAAACAAAAAAACCCAGCCGAGGACAAACGACGGAUCUUCUUGAAGUGUGCAUAAACGAGACGGAGAAAACAUAUCAACCUUGAGCUGAAACUGCCUCGCUGAAGCACAGCUGACGACAACUGCCUGGAGCAUCACUGUUAGCAACAAGCUGCUGCUGCUCCUCUGAGCAGAAACUAAACCAACGGCUGCACUCGUGACUUUUGACAAGAGCAUUUUAAAACCAUAUUUUUGAUUAAUAAGUAGAGCGUUUCUACGUGUUUGCUCUGUGAUUAACAGGUGAUAUUCUGUUUGAGCUUAAUGUGCUCAACUCUUGUUGUUAACUGUAGC
Messenger RNA from Nematolebias whitei (Rio pearlfish), 1441 nucleotides. It is a transcript of the gene cabp1b, whose product is annotated as calcium binding protein 1b. The record is from RefSeq and is a predicted model, not a curated record. Bases 1 to 1080 code for a protein of 359 amino acids. Gene Ontology annotation, molecular function: calcium ion binding. The transcript has 7 exons. Lineage: Eukaryota; Metazoa; Chordata; Actinopteri; Cyprinodontiformes; Rivulidae.